ACUUUCCAUAGCCUAAACGAGCUCCUCGAAUAUUUAUUUCUCUCAAAUUUAAUUUUGCAUCAUUCUUGAAGAGUGGCGAUCAAAAACCGAAAAAUAAGGAGCGAACGUUGCCGGAGAUGGCUGGCGAUCAAAAUUCAUUCGCUUUCUGAACGCUCACUUGGCUGGUUCGUUCUUCCAAAAGAUUGCUCUGCUUGUCUUUACCAGUUUUUAGUUAUUAGUAUCCGAGCUGUAAAACAGCUCAAUAGACGCUUAAAGAUGGGCUGCACUUCUGGUUGCGUAAAGUGUUUUCUCAACACACUAAACACUCUGAAUGCGCUUUCGGGUCUGUCGUUGAUAGCCAUUGCAACGAUAGCGCUCUCGAAGGCCCCCUUCGCGUACAUAUUGUUCCUAUACGGAUUGGGCGGCAUUAUCUUCGUCUCGGCUAUUCUGGGAUGCUGUGGAAUCUGCCAGGAGAACGUGUGCAUGACCGCAACGUACGGCUUGCUACUGUUGGCUCAGUUGAUCAUCAGCUUGCUGGGCAUCUUCGGCUUCAAAUUCAGCGAGAAUUACAUAGAGAAGUUCGCCGCUGAAGAGGUUGAGAUGAAAUGGAACCAGGAACUGGUGGAACCCGGCGCAAUGGAUAUUUACCAGAGUGUGUAUGAGUGCUGUGGGCGGGACGGCCCUGACGAUUAUGUAGCUAUUGGUCGAAAGACCUUACCAUCCAGCUGUUAUCCCCAGGCGGACACCCAGAAGCCCCAUUAUCUGGCUGGAUGUGUCCAGAAGUCCAGCCAAAACUUUGUGGCUUUGUUCAACUACGCAAACGACACAAACUGGAUCGCUGUGGGGAUAACCGCUCUGAUGAUAAUUGCUGCCUUCUAUUUGGUAGGACGAUUCCGCAAGCAGCGCAUUCGCUACAACUACUAAGGAUCUAUUUUAUUUAAAGCUUUACGGUUUAUUUUAUCGCAAAGGCUUAUGCAUUUGGCACUAAAAACAUUCAAUUUUUGAUAAAUUUUGUGAAAAAUUAUCCGAAGCUCAGAAGAAUUUGGUUUAUUGUAAAAAUGUUAUAAUACAAAUAAUUGCAUAUACUGAUAAAAUAAAUAUAUCCUGUCAGUAGAAUAAUGACCCUUUAAACUAAUUUUAGAUACCCAAUCUCGAGAACUAAAUGUUUGAACCAAAUUUAAUAUUGCCUGUAAUUAAAUAAUUUAAUACUCAAAAGA
Messenger RNA from Drosophila rhopaloa, 1196 nucleotides. RefSeq names its product protein late bloomer. The record is from RefSeq and is a predicted model, not a curated record. Lineage: Eukaryota; Metazoa; Arthropoda; Insecta; Diptera; Drosophilidae. Bases 256 to 903 code for a protein of 215 amino acids. The transcript is spliced from 5 exons. Gene Ontology annotation, cellular component: membrane.